This is a messenger RNA of Gigantopelta aegis, 2465 nucleotides long. RefSeq lists its product as uncharacterized. Lineage: Eukaryota; Metazoa; Mollusca; Gastropoda; Neomphalida; Peltospiridae. The coding region runs from base 137 to 733 and encodes 198 amino acids. The transcript has 6 exons. The record is from RefSeq and is a predicted model, not a curated record.
AUUCACUCUACUAUUUAAAGUAAAAGCAAAUAAUUUUAGCCCAUCAGUCCUGUGGGUUCUUUACAAUUUUUAAAAUAAUAAUAAUAAUAAUAAUAAUAAAAGAAGUUGUGUCUUCUUCCUUUUUUUAAUUUUUAAAAUGAAAAACUGUUUACUUUUAUUUGUGGUUUUUGAGAUUUCCUGUUUAUUGGAUAUGUGCCAUUGUCGUUCAUUGUGGGGACGGUUUAGAAAUUACGAGACAAGACGGAUCGGUCCGCUAUUUGACAUACCGAUAGAUAUGGAAACGUUGGAUGAAUUGGCAAGACUGCAGUUUAACUCCAAUUUAUUAUCAAACAUAAAUGAACCUGAAGAGAAUGAACCCAGAACUGUCACAAAUGAACAUAUGAGAAAUGCGAUCCCAUUUGGUGUUCGUCCGCGGAUUAGAGUUAACCCUACUGAUGUCACGGAACCUUUUGGAGCAACUGUUACUUUACACUGUCACGUGUCAGGACCCGGACUCGUUAACGUUCGAUGGGUACGUUCUGACGGCCAGCCACUGUCUUCACGUGCAAGACAACAUGGCCGCCACAAAUUGACUCUUUCUCGGUUGAACUUCCACAACAGUGGUCGCUACAUAUGCAGGGCGGCAAACAAAUACGGCGUAUCAAAACGAUCGGUCGUGGUGUCAGUAGUUGAUGAAAACGGUACCAUAUUCCAGCGGAUACGCAGACAGGAUCUUCAAACUAUUUUUAGAUAAGAGACACAGAAAUUGCUGCGUUAGUCUCCUGAAGACUCGAGUUCUACCAGUACUUUGCUGGUUAUUUCACAAUGCUUCGACAUACGCGUCAAAAGAAGUAUUUUAGCAGCAGUGAAAAUGAAGAUUUUGUAAAUCAGUUUUUCUUAUAGAACCAGGGACAUUGCGAGAAAGCGUAACCACUGUUAAGUCUACAGCUCUGUAGACUUUAUUUACACCACGGUGAGAAAAUAUGGUUUGCGAGGAGAGUCAGAAUUCGGAUUGUGUUUAUACAUACCAGAUUGUCUGAUAAUCAGUCUUUUAAAGUGUUUUUUCUGAUUAACAUGUAAGUUGUGAUGCACUCAUGGGCACUUUGCUUAGUACCAGGAUGCUGCGUGGAAUAGGAACAUGAGGUUGUUUAUGAAGUUGUACAGAAAAUUGGGAGGUUGUGUUGAACAUAUUUAAGAUGUAUGGACCAUUGGGAGCUUGUGGUGAACAUAUGUAUGAUGUGUGGACCAUCGAGAGGUUGUAAUAAACGUAUUUAAGAUGUGUGGACCAUUGGAAGGUUGUGAUGAACAUAUUUAAGCUGUUAAACAUCAGGAGGUUGAUGUGAUUAUUUAAGUUGCGUGGUACAUUGAGAGGUUGUGAUGAACAUAUUUAUGAUGUGUGGACCAUCGGGAGGUUGUGGUGAACAUAUUUAUGAUGUGUGGACCAUCGGGAGGUUGUGAUGAACACAUUUAAGAUGUGUGGAACACUGUGAUAUUGUGAUGAACAUAUUUAAGCUGUGUGGAACAUUCGGAGGUUGUUAUUAGCAUAUUUAAGUUGUGUAGAAUAUUGGGAGGUUUUGUUGAACAAGUAUUAAUGGUUAGUGGUGAGGGAGAAGUCGUUAUAACGGUCUUACAUCUCCUUACUGAGCCGCAAAAACUGGAGGCGUAGGGAACAGGUGGGGUGGGGUGGGGGCAGUCAAGGGGCAUCAGGUUACAAGGUUAUAUAUCCCCCGUUAAAACGUGAAUUAAUAUGUAGUUCCUUUUCCUCACCUUUUAUUCAAGUAUUGCCAGUAACGUCCGAUGCAUUUGUCUGGUUAGGAAGCGAUACUGGGAUGCGAACCCUGUACCUACAUCGACUGAUGUGUAUGGCUUUAGCAUUAACACCACCCUUUCAGGUGUUCAGUAUCGUACGAUGUUUUACUGACCGAUUCACACGGCUGGAGCCAUUGUUUUCACGUGCGACCAUAAACCUCUCCUCGGGCGCGAGUCGGCGUCAACAUGACAGGCUUUGAACCCGGACAGAACGCUCAUUGGUUCCGCUAGCUCACGACGCGAGUUCUUGGCGUGAUUAUAAUAUUUAACGAUCCGUAGCGAUCAAGCGAAAAGAAAACAAAAACAAAACAAAACAAAAAAAACAAAAACAAAAACCGGGAUGUGCAAAAACAAUAAUAAAAUGUCUUGUUUUAGACGGUGACGUGACCUAGACGGAGGAAUGUUGAAAUUGAGCAGUUUUGUGAUUUCAAGUUAAUGAACUACCCAUUAUACCCUUAAUCACGGAUAGGGUGGGGACAAAAAGUUCAUACUAUUACAGUAAACUGUUGAAAGGAAAUGAUAAAGUAUAAAUAAUGUAACGUGAAUCCUUUGGUGGGGCGGGAUGUAGCCCAGUGGUAAAGCGCUCGCUUGAUGCGUGGUCAGUUUAGGAUCGAUCCCCGUCGGUGGGCCCAUUUGGCUAAUUCUUGUUCCAGCCAGUGCAUCACGACUGAUAUAUC